This is a messenger RNA of Paracoccidioides brasiliensis Pb18, 1047 nucleotides long. RefSeq lists its product as uncharacterized. Bases 1 to 1047 code for a protein of 348 amino acids. The transcript is spliced from 4 exons. The record is from RefSeq and is a predicted model, not a curated record.
AUGGCCUCAGCAGGUUCCCAGAGGCCUUUGUCACCAGGGGAAAAGCGCAAGCGGGAUGAGGAUAGCGACAUAAAUGAUAGGCCCCAACACGUUGUCAAGGCCCUUUCAAAUGACACAGAUGACCGGAACAAAAAGCAAAGGGUUAUCGGACCAACCAUGCCACCAAGUAUCGUAGAAGACAAGAGUACUAGCUGCAGCGACAACGAGAGCGACGACAAUUACGGACCCCCCCUUCCUCCAACUCAUACGGAUACAACUCAACAGACAUGCAAGGAGGAAAUCCAGUUGAAUUCAACGUCUGAAGAAUCACAACCCACCCGACGAGAUGACUGGAUGCUUCAUCCGCCGGAGCAUGGCGACUGGUCUUCACGUGUUGAUCCAACGAAGAUACGCAAUCGGAAAUUCAACAUGGGUAGAAGUGCAACCGCUAAACCUUCGCUCAGUGGAGUUGCCGGCACUUGGACUGAGACGGCAGACGAGAAGAGGAAGCGGCUAGAGGCUGAGGUCAUGGGAAUCAAAGCCCCAGCAUCUUCCAAUGUUACAGGGCGCUCAGGGGAAGCAUCUGAAUACGACGCUGCGAUGUCGAAGCGCGUACAGGAAUAUAAUGAAAAGAAGAGGGGGGAAACACUCUAUGCGCAGCAUCAAUCUCGGCCUUCAAAGGAGGAGGAGGAUGAUCCUAGCGCUCGCCCAUUCGAUAAAGAUAAAGAUAUCCGGGGUCCAACAAGGAUCAACCAUGCUCAAAGGCGAGAGUUGCUUAACCGCUCCUCCGACUUUAAUACCCGAUUUUCUGGGGCGAGAAGCGAAGUAGCCGCCGUGUUGGAUUUGGACCGGAAAAGCCAAUUUUUGUUGGACCAAGACACGAAGUUAUUUGUUCGGUUACGUUGUACCACAUGUAUCGUCACGACUGGUGGUGUCGGCGUAUGGAUGACGGGCAAGAUGGAGAAAACGUUAAGGGUGCUCUGGACAUCUUCGGGUCCAGGCAAGACGGACCAUGUGGUUUCUUGGUCGAAUUCGAACAGUCUAAAGUAUCGAUACUACGGCCUCUAA